UAAUUUUUUCCCGCGGUUAAGUUGUGCAUUACGUACGUCAUGAUGACGUACGUAACGCUGACCAAUGGGAUCAGCGUAGCGAUGUGGCAACUCCGCUCACGCUGCUUUAAAGUUAGACGACAUCGGUAUUUAGCCAUCUUGAAUUCUUAUUGGGUUAUGAUAGGUUAGGUUUAUUUAUGUUUGGUCGAUCUUAGUGUUAACGUUUUGUAAUUUGCUCUCAUUGACGCUUAAAAUAAUUUAAAAAGUCAGUCGUUUCCAUUAUUUGACAUUGUUUGUUUAAACACGGUGAGUAGAAUUGGCCGUUUAAUAUUUACCACUUACCAAAACCUUUUACAGCGACUUACAACUUAAAAUUGUGUAGGAAGAUUAUCUGGGAAAAUACGGCACAGAAUAAAUAGUCACAAUGGAAAGUGAAUAUGAGCAAGCUACUUCUACCAAUCUCCCUGUAGUUGAUGAUGUAAUGAUAGAUUUGUAUUAUCGAAGAAAUGUGAAUUUUCUGAUACCAGGUGUUGAAAAUGUGAAAACCGAACGUGGAGCUCGUGCAACUUACGGCGACGAUGCUGUUGGUUAUGUGCAGUUGAGACGACACGAUGAGAUUUGUACUGUCAAAGCUUUGAUUGCACCAGAACAUAAAGUUCGCCUAAAAGGCUAUGAAGUUUCAGUAAGAAUAAAUGAGUCUGAACAAUGCAUAAUUGACUCAAAGUGUUAUGACUGUGCUGCAAGUGAAGGUAUGAAUGAUUUUAUGUUGUAUGAGUGUAUGUAUUACGUCUACUUUUCAGGUGGUUGUAAACAUGGUGUAGCCUUACUGUUCUGGUUAUACAGACGUACCUUGGAGCCUUCAGUGACUUCUGUUGAAUGUUAUUGGAGGAAGUCUACUCUGUCUAAAGUUGGCAGUACUAUAAAAGGGCAAAGAAUGAGAGAGUUGUUUAAUUUUCGGCAAGUUCCUUCUUUACCAACAAAAGGAACGGCAUUUUUGGACAAAGUAAUUUCUACCGCAUUAAAAUCAGAUAGUCAUUCAAUUCUUGCUACAAUGUAUAAGAGUGAAGUGAAUAUUUUGGAGAAAGCUUCGUUGUACCAUUUAUGUCUUUCUUAUAAAAAAACGACUGAUGCACCAAAUGCAGAAGACUUCAUAUCGUUUUGCCAAAAUAAUUUAAAUAGUGAAAUUUGCAAAAGUAUAGAUACUUUAACAAUAUUGCAGUCACAAUCUAAAGCCUGGUUUGAUGUUAGAUAUGCGAGAAUAACAGCUUCAAAGCUGCAUGAAGUUGCUCACUGCAAAACUGUUGAUGGAGCUACAACUGCUGCAGUUCUGACAGCAUCAAAAUUUAGAGGAACAAAGGCCAUGAAAAGAGGCCUUAACCUUGAAGAAGAUGUCUUAAAAGUCAUAGCUGAGGAGAAAAAUAUUAAAUUAGAAAGAGUAGGAAUGACCAUAAAUCAUAUGUACCCAAUAUUUGGUGCCUCGGCAGAUGCAAUGUCUGAUAAAUAUUGCGUUGAAAUAAAAUGUCCAAUAAAGACAAAUACUGUAAAAAAUUACAUUACGCCAGAGGGUGAAAUAACUCCUAAACCAUAUGCACAACUGCAGCUGCAAAUGUUUCUUAGUAAAAAACAAUGGGGUUUAUUUUGCGUUGCAUCUCCAUCUUUUGAAACGGACAGAAAUGUGACUAUAAAGGAAAUUCCUUUGGAUGAAAAUUUUUGUCACAAUGUAAUGGAGCAGGCACAAGCUUUUUGGAAAAAAGCGAUUUUUCCAAUUUUAAUUAACUGAUGUUUUCAAUAAUUAUACUUAUUUAUUUCAUAA
This is a messenger RNA of Zophobas morio, 1792 nucleotides long. RefSeq lists its product as uncharacterized. NCBI's taxonomy places the organism in Eukaryota, Metazoa, Arthropoda, Insecta, Coleoptera, Tenebrionidae. The transcript has 2 exons. Bases 404 to 1759 code for a protein of 451 amino acids. The record is from RefSeq and is a predicted model, not a curated record.